AUGGGACGCCCGCCGAAGAAGCGGGCGCGAGAAGAUGAUAAUCCUGCUCAGUUUGGUCUGUCAGGAAGCGAAAGGUGGACUGACUCCGACAGCUCUCAUCUCGCCUCGCUUGGAACAGAUACCCCCGUUGCAGCAGACCAAUAUCCCUUUUGCGCUCCAGUCUAUGCUCAUCCGUUCGCAUACCCUCAUUUGGUGUCCACAGAAAACAACCACAGCCACUCGUGGCAACUGGACCAUGGGAAAUUCCUAGAUCCAGUUCCAGCAACUUCCAGUCCAUGGCCUGACUUUUCUAGCGUAUCCGCGGCAGCGUCGAAUUCAUUCACACUCCCUCCAGGUCUGCCACAAUUACAAUCUCCUCCUCUGUCUCCAUCCAAUUCAGAAUCUCUCGAACCCCAAUGCACAUGUUUAUCGUACUUGUAUUUGUGCCUCAGUCAUCUGUCCUCGCUUGCCCCGUUCCCGGUCUCCCAGCAUACCCUGUGUUCGUUAUUCAUUGGCGCCAAGACUGCGCGCGCGGUAAUACGGUGUCAAGCCUGCCCACGAAAGUUUGCCACUGGUUUACAGAAUGUCAUGUUCACCGGAACUUUACUAAAUGUCAUGGGUGAUGCUUGGCUGCGCGUAUCAAAGGCCGACGCCGUUGAGCUUGGGAAGCAAGCAGCACCAUCCAGCUAUGUGCAGGCCAUCAACCAGAAUUCUCCGGAUCCUGCCGAAAGUUGGAAGGAAUGGCUUCGUCAGACAGUUCGCAGCGGGGUUCUUGGUGGGCCAAGUGACCCUGUUGGCUCCGUUCAAUGUUCAGAUGCUCCUAGCCUACUCGGUCUCAUCCAAGAGAUGGAGGCUCGCCAGCGAAGAUGGCAUCAAUCCCAUCCGCUUCCGCAGGAGGAACGCUUGAACAUGCCACCGGAACAUUGUGCCAAAACGUACGAUGCGCAGAAGGAACAAGACUAUCUCUGUUUGCGGGUGGUCAAUAGCGCCAGAGAAGUCAUUGCGAAAUUUGAAUUUCAGCCGCAUGAAUACCCGGACGGAGUGGUUGCCUGA
This is a messenger RNA of Aspergillus affinis, 1032 nucleotides long. Its product is annotated as Zn(II)2Cys6 transcription factor rglT. The transcript has a single exon. NCBI's taxonomy places the organism in Eukaryota, Fungi, Ascomycota, Eurotiomycetes, Eurotiales, Aspergillaceae. The coding region runs from base 1 to 1032 and encodes 343 amino acids. The record is from RefSeq and is a predicted model, not a curated record.